This is a messenger RNA of Anolis sagrei ordinatus, 2797 nucleotides long. It is a transcript of the gene HS1BP3, whose product is annotated as HCLS1 binding protein 3. The record is from RefSeq and is a predicted model, not a curated record. NCBI's taxonomy places the organism in Eukaryota, Metazoa, Chordata, Lepidosauria, Squamata, Anolidae. Gene Ontology annotation, molecular function: phosphatidylinositol binding.
AGGAGUAGUCGUGGCCGAGUGGUUAAGGCGAUGGACUAGAAAUCCAUUGGGGUCUCCCCGCGCAGGUUCGAAUCCUGCCGACUACGCAAUUGCAUUUUUUUUAAAAUAGGCGGCGCUUUAGAUACCGUCAUUAGACAUGGGUUAUUGAAUCACACAAUAUUAAAAGGAGAAGAGAGAGAGAGAAAAAAGAACAUACAAAGCCAAUCACGAGGGAACCGGGUUCGAGGCCGGGAGUCUCCAGAUCGUAAGGAGGGUCAGGGAGGCGAGGCUUGGCAAAGGGGAACAAGGCGGAAGAAGAGGAUUGCGUGAGCGCUCUGCCCGAUCCGGCCUGUCUGCAAAGGGAGCCUUUCCUCUCCCCAUUCCCCCCAUUGCUUUGGAAGGGGCCUCGUCAUGCAGCCGGCCGUCUUGAUCACCACCCGAUCUCUUCAAAAUGCCCACACAGGAAUAGAUCUGUCCGUCCCAGAGUACCAGGAAAUCCGUGGAAAGAUGCUCUCUGGCCACGUGGAAUAUACUAUUGUUGUUGUUACUCAGGUGGCGGCUUUCAAAUCAGCAAAGCACAAGACGGAAGAUAUCAUCCAGUUUAUGGUUUCUAAAAAAUACAGUGAGAUAGAAGAGUUUUAUCAAAAGCUGGUCACACGUUAUCCCCAGGCCUGUCUGCCACCUCUGCCAAGGAAAGUGCUGUUUGUUGGAGAAUCUGAUAUCCGAGAACGAAGAGUUGCCUUCAAUGAGAUCAUGAGAUCCAUUGCAAAGGAUGCAGGUCUUGCCACAAGCCCGGAAUUACUGGAAUUCCUAGGAACCAGAUCUUCUAGCACCACUGAUGUAAAGGGGAAAAACCUGCCCGAUAAGGAAGAGGAGGAUGAAGAAAACGAAGCCUUUGAUUUCUUCAAAGAAGAAAGGACAGCUGAUGUAAUUCCCCAGUUCCCUUCACCCAAAAAGCCAGAUGUGAAAGUGGAAAAAGAAAAGGAGGAGGAGGAGGAGGAAGAAGAACAAGAAGACAUUGAUCCACUUGGUGUUCUCAAAUCUAAAAAGACCAAGAAGCCCAAGUCUUCUCCAGCCAAAAAAGACAAGCCAGCAUUAACCAUUUUUGAUGAAGAAGUGAAUCCAGAUGAAGGACUGUUUGGCUCUGCGAAAAAUUUUCCAUUCAGUAGCAACAAGAGGAUUUUGGCAGCCAAUGAAAAUCUGAAAUUAUUUGAAGAUCCAGAUCUUGGUGGAGUGGUAGCUCUUGGUGACUCAUUGUUAUUGCCGACUGCCUGUGCAAGCGAACAACAUGCAUUAAGUGCUAGCCUUGAAGAGGACACUGAGCAACUACUGAGAGUGGAAGAUGAUUUUGAGAAAAUGUGGAAGCCCAAGCCGAAGCCCAAGGUGCCACCUAAGCCAGUAGUACCUAAGAAGCCUUCAACAGCAGCUCCUAAAGUCCCCGAAACACCAGCCUUGAAAUCCAAGCCAACGGAAGUGAAGAUUCAAGCCAUGGGCGGAGUGGACAUUCUCAAGUACAUUCAGGAAAAUGAAUCCAUCAGCAGUGAAGAACCAAGUCUGUUCUGAAAAACAAAUGGAUGAGGAUCUUUCUCAGGAAGAUGUCCCAACACCAGCCUUCUACAUGAAGUUGGACAAAGAUAUUUUUUUACCAGGGAUCUUGGUUGCCUCUUCACAUACUGCCUCAUUUAGACAAAGAAAAAAUAAUAAUAUUGGUUUAGACUGCCACAAGGAGGAGAUAAUGAAUUGCAUGUGUUUUUACUACUAAGCAAUUAUGGUCUAAUCAAUGAUGCCUUAUUUUUAAGAUAGUUUGAUGAGUGGGGCUAGAAUCAUGUUGAAAACCUAGUUCCUUGUACUGCAGCUGUUCAUCAUGUUAUUGAAAUGCUUUCGCAGAGCAUAGCUUGGGCCAAACUGAUCUUUUUGAUGAAAGAGAAGAAGGGCUAAGGAGUAAUGGCUACAGACCAAACAGUGUGGGUGGUGAAGUAAUAUUAAAUAAUGUUAUGGGUUCUUGAUUACUUUUGUAAACUGGAAAUAAUUCGAUUUCUUUGUCUUAUCUCUCCUGGGAAGAUCUUGCUGGAAACUGUGUCACACUACCAGAAGGGAGAAUGAGGCAAUCACAUCUAACAGAUGCCUGAAGAUUAGCAUAGUAGUCAUCAAGGCAUUCAUACCCAUCCCCUUGGCGUUUUCCCUCAGUUGGGGUCUUCCUACCCUGGUCUUAGCAUUUACAGCUGCAUUUGUCCUCCUCCAACAACAUAUCUGUUAUCUAGGUCCUCCAGUAAGACUGUAUGGCAGUGAUUCUCAACUUGUGGGUCCCCAGAUGUUUUGGCCUUCAACUCCCAGAAAUCUUAACAGCUGGUAAACUGGGUGGGGUUUCUUGGAGUUGUAGGCCUAAACACGUGGGGACCCACAGGUUGAGAACCUCUGCUAUAUGGUAUUUUUGAGCCUGAGAUUCUUCAUUUCAGUAGAAUUUGCUAAUAUCUAUGGAUUCAUAUAUCCAUUCAAAGUCAAGGAACAUAUCCCUCACAAGUAUGAGGGUUGUGCCAUAUUAAGUUAGACAUACUGUUUUUUUCUGGACAGCUAAAAUUACCAUACUUUUUAAAUGAACCUACCCAUACCUUUCCCAUUACUUCCAACUCAGAUGAUUGAGUUCCACAACAUAAAUUUAAGCCAUACGAAAUAUUUUUAAACCAUACAGCUAUAUUGAUUGCCUUUUAAAUAUAGACUGAAUUGAAAAGGGAAGAAAAGUAUUUGAAGCACUUUAAUAUACGUAUAUAUAGUAUAUGAUGCCUGUAACACUAUUUGAAUAAAGUGAAAUUAUUAACUA